AUGGAGCUGGCGGAACAGAUUGACGAUUCGACAUUCUGCACAAUGAAUGACGAAGCCCCCACCAGAGUUAUGGGCACCUGUAAUAGCUCGCCGGAUAUUCCCAUUGCCAGCGGUGGCCUGAUAAACAGCAUAACCUGGCGACCUAUGCUAACUUUCGCAUCAGAUCAACUGCCCAUAAUUAUCUCGAUCGAGAAGCCUCCUGAUUUUGUUUAUGUGGACAACCGCACCUUCAUUAACAUUAACAAAGCUAAUUGGGUCGGCUUCACAGAAUUUACCGAGAGCACCUUCAACGCUCUACCUAUUCCUACGGACGUAUGCGUUGGCGAACGUCAAUUCCACAAGGUGAUCGCAGUAGCUACCGCUCGCUUCAUCCCGGCUGAAAGAAUAGCGGAAAUCCGCUUCAAUUUCCCAGCCGAAGCAGCCGUUUUAGCUAACGAGCGCGCCACUUUACGCCAUGCCGAUCCCGGGGAUCCCCGAAUAAGGGAUCUCAAUUUGGAGAUUCGGCGUAUGGUAAACAAUCAUAAGCGGACGAAAUGGAUAGAGCACCUGAAAUUCUGCAACCUCUCCACCGGUGUGAGUAAGCUUUGGGCUACUGUCAAAGCUUUGUCUAACCCGAAGAGACAUGACGACCGAGUUGAAGUUCAAUUCAAUGCACUUAGCGUCAUAAACGCUCAGAUAGUUCGUGGCCUCAACCAGAAACCAUCCUGCGAAAGAACGAUCCUCGUAGCGUUGGACCUGUCAAAAACUUUUGACACGGUCAACCACACAACGCCACUGCAGGACAUCGAAAAAACUACGCCCCCUCCAGGGCUAAAGAGGUGGACCAUGAACUAUCUGAACGGUCGUCAGUCAUCCGUACUAUUUCGAGGCGAAACAUCUAAAUUGAGAAGAAUUAAACAGGGGAAAACUCGACCACCAUCACAACCACACGGUUUCCUAGAUUGCCGUGUAGAUGACGACGGCAAUUGUUGCCAGUUAUGCCAUAUAUCAUCUGAAUGGAAGUACAUAAGGAAAUUCACGUAG
Messenger RNA from Bactrocera neohumeralis, 1023 nucleotides. RefSeq lists its product as uncharacterized. Lineage: Eukaryota; Metazoa; Arthropoda; Insecta; Diptera; Tephritidae. The record is from RefSeq and is a predicted model, not a curated record. Bases 1 to 1023 code for a protein of 340 amino acids. The transcript has 3 exons.